AUGUUUCGACUUGGGUUGCUGCAGCAGGAAAUCGCCUUCCCAGAAGACUCUGGGACAUGGAAGGUAAGUGACUUCAAAAGUGAGUUGGCCAUACCUAAGGGCAAAGUAGUACAACAGUUUGGCAAGUGGGGAAAGAGAGGUGAGGUUAAGAAGUGGAAGCAAGAGGACCCAUCCAAUCCACGUGACUCGGUCACAAUAAAGGUAGGUUACAUGAAAUCCAUCCCUCCACACACCCCUUCCCUUGUCAUCCUUGACUAUCCUGAUGGAGUUUCCCUUGGUCCUAGAACCAAAGCACUGCCCCACAACGUAAUGGUGAUGGCCGGAAAUAAGGAGUGUAAGGUGGAUCCGAAAGUGAGUGAAAACGACCCUAACAAUCUCUACUACUGUGACAGCAGCAUGAGAUGCUGCGACGAGAACGGCCAGCCAACCUGCUGCGCGAGUCAGCCCAGCGAUGCCGCCGUGAUCCAACAGGUGAAGCUCUGGGGAGGCGUGUUCGGCAUCAUCUUCCUGGUCGCCUUGGGGAUGUUCUUCUGCCGGAAGGACGUGAACGUCCUCCCCGAAGAUCGGACCUGCUGCUGCUGCCGACCCAAGGCCACCCACGGAAUGCAAAGUGAUUUCACCCAGCACCAGGUGGCUGCAAGAGAGUGCACAUUAUCUUCUAUCCACUGGAGCUACAACACCAUGGUCAUAGAAUUCAACAUGGCUGCCAAAGUGAUACAGUUGCUAUGUGAUAACUUGAAGCUGAUCAAGGAUUCAGCCAGCUUGAAAUUUGGACCAGGGACAUAUGAAGAUUCUGCUCAGCAAUUCUUCAUCAACAUGUUUCGAAUUGGACAGAUGAUGGACAAACAUACUCUCAUGGAAAACACUGAAGCAUUAAUAGAAUGGGAUGGUGAUGCCAAAACAGAGUGUAUCAAUAGAUCAGGGAUUCAGUAUUUCAGGGAUUUGUAUGCAUAUGUUGAAACAGUUGAUGGGAAGAAACUGCAGGAAGAACUGGAAGUAAUAUUUGCUGAUGAUGUGGAAUUUUUGGAUGAACAUUUUCAAGUUUGGGUGGAGAAUGAUAGGGAUGACAGCAUUUUUAAAGGUGACCCUCUAAAUGUGCCUGAUUCUCAUUGGUGGUGGAAGCCCUAG
This is a messenger RNA of Darwinula stevensoni, 1128 nucleotides long. The record is from the annotation of a GenBank genome assembly. NCBI's taxonomy places the organism in Eukaryota, Metazoa, Arthropoda, Ostracoda, Podocopida, Darwinulidae.